Plasmodium gaboni is the source of this 846-nucleotide messenger RNA. RefSeq names its product putative mitochondrial ribosomal protein L28 precursor. The coding region runs from base 1 to 846 and encodes 281 amino acids. Lineage: Eukaryota; Apicomplexa; Aconoidasida; Haemosporida; Plasmodiidae. Gene Ontology annotation, cellular component: mitochondrial large ribosomal subunit. The transcript has a single exon. The record is from RefSeq and is a predicted model, not a curated record. Gene Ontology annotation, molecular function: structural constituent of ribosome.
AUGCCGAAGAACUUGAAUUUGUUUGGUAAAUAUUUAAGAAGACUAGGUAAAACUCAUAAAAAAGGUUUUAAAAAAAAACAAAUAAUUCAUCCAAUACCUGUGAAAGCAUACGGUAGAGUACCAUCUGCUGCUUCACAAACUGGAUUAUAUCACGAUGAAGAUUAUAAUUAUUAUACCAAAGUAUCUUAUUCAUUAAAAAAAACCAGAAUUAAAUUAAAACCUAAUGUUUUUAAAAAACAUAUUGUAAGUAAUGAAUUAAAUACAAUAAUACCAAAUGUUAGACUAACAACUAGUGCAUUACAUGCAAUGGAUGAUGCUGGUGGAUUUGAUAAUUAUAUUUUAAGAACUCCUCCAGAAGAACUUCGAUCUAAUUUAGGAGAAAAAUUAAGAAAUGUAAUGUAUUUUUAUAUGUCACAUCCAAAUAUUAGAUCUUUUUCAUUACCUUGGAAAAUAUUUAUGAAUCAAUUUCAACAAAAUGACUAUUUUUAUGCUAUUUAUCAACAUUUAAGAAAAAAACGAUUAUCUGAAUUAUAUCAUAAAAAGGAAUCAGCCAAAUAUUCUCCAUAUUAUUUACCUAAUGAAAAAAACUUACAUCCACAAAGACAACCAUAUGCUUUAAACACAGAAAUUAAUGCUUUAAAUUUGUGGUUUAAUAAAAAUAAUAUUCUUAAAAAAGCAUUCAUAGAUAAAUUAAAAGAAGCAAAAUCAUUUGAUAGGGCUUAUACUGAUCAUCACUUUUUGGAUAGUUACAGAAAAGGUAGGGGGCGAGGAGGAGGAGGAAAACAUGGACGAACACCCAGAAGAAGAUCAAAGACUUAUAAAUAUCACGAAAUUAGACCAUACUAA